Molecule: messenger RNA, 1926 nt
Organism: Blastocystis hominis
Lineage: Eukaryota; Bigyra; Opalinata; Blastocystidae
Exons: 1
Coding region: 1-1926 (641 amino acids)
Biological process (GO): protein targeting to vacuole; protein retention in Golgi apparatus
Cellular component (GO): extrinsic component of membrane
Source: RefSeq, a predicted model, not a curated record
AUGGAACUCCAAAAAACCGCGCUGCGGGUUUCCCUGUUUCUCCGCGGCGUGGGGAUCAGUCUGAUCGACGCAUUCCCGCGGGAGGUGAUGUACUGCUCGCUGGACGAGCUCACCGUCUCUGUGGAACGGUCCAAUCAGAACACGCUGGCCGUUUCCUCGUCGAUUACCCGCCUCCAAAUCGACAAUUCGCUCGCGGGAAGCCCAUUCCCGGUGGUUUUUGGCGCGCUAAACGCGGGCGAAGUGGAGGGAGAUUCGGUGUGCCGCUUUCUGGAAGUUUCGCUGAUGCUGUCGGAGCACCCUUCCGUGCUUCUGCUCGAUUAUCUGGGUGUUUUCUUGCGACCGAUGAGCGUUUCGGUGGACUCGGCAAUGCUGGAAGCGCUGCUUUCGAUGCUGAAUUCCAUCGCGUUCCCGCCUUCUCCGCUGGAUUCAGUGACCGGAGAGGCGAUUCUUCGGAAGUACCCACUGCUCUACUCGGAAUUGCCGUUCAUCACGAAGAUUUCCCAGCGCUAUUUGUACAUCCAGGAGCUCAUGCUUCAGCCGAUUUCCGUGAAAAUUUCCUUCCACAACGAUCCCUCCGCGCCGCUAACCGCGGAUUUACUGCCUUCUUCGGCGUGGCUGCUUCCUCUCAAAGCCGUUUUGAACACGGCCACGUCGCUCGUCGCCAAUCUGAACAACGCAGCGUUGCAGUUGGAUUCGUUCGCGAUGAAUCAGAGCUACAUCGCCCUCACGUCCUUCACCAACAAACUCCUUUCCCACUACAUCCAACAAGUCAUUAGCAAACUCUAUCUCCUCUUAGGCGCUUUCAAUCUCCUCGGAAACCCCGUCGAACUCGUCGGAAAUCUCUCCGAGGGCGUCCAGGCGCUUUUCUUCGAGCCCGUCCACACACUCAUGAAACGUCCCGAAGAUUUUGUGGCUAGCGUAGGGAAGGGAACCUCCAAACUCGUUUCGAUGACCGCGUACGGCGUUCUCAACUCGGUGAGUCAGAUUACGGACUCGAUGACGAACGGAAUCGCCGCGUUGAACUGGAGCAAAACGUAUCAGGCGGAUCGUGCCGCGGGGAAAACGGGGAUUGUGCACGGAUUCACGUCCGGCGUGAAGGGAUUGGUGAACGACACGGCGACAGGCUUGCAGAACGAUGGAUUGAAAGGACUGGUGACAGGAAUUGGAACGGGAUUGGCGGGCGUUGUGCUGAAUCCAGUGAUUGGCACGUUGGAAUCCGUAACGAACGUGGCAAACGAAGCGAAAAACCGAAUCCACGAAGAGAAAAAAUUGAAACCCGUGCGAACACCGCGAGCUCUUCCACUGGACGGGUUUUUACUGCCGUAUGAUCCGUAUUUGGCGGAAGGCGCCGCGUUUUUAGCGAUGGCCAAUCGGUCGGCAAUGUUCAAUUUGAAACCGAAUGAACGAUACGUGAUUCAUUUCGUUGUGGACGACGGAGCACGCAGCCUGCUGCUCACCACAUUGAAACUGCUGGUUCUGUCCGCUGGAGGGCGCGUUGAGGGCGUUUCAUCGCUGAAGAAAGUGGAAUUGGAGCGCGAAGGCGCGAUCGUGAAAGUGAAGCAGACUUCGCUGAAGAAAAUGUGGAAGCAGAACGAUGGAUUCCAUCUGCAAAGCGAGGAGAUCGCGACGUUGUUCGUAGAGGCGGUGAAUCGAAUCAAAUCGACUUCGUUUGACGCGAUUGCGAGUUUUGUUCGCGAGGUGGAAGCGAAGAUUCAGCCGCAGAAGAUGAAGGAAGAAAGCCUUCCCUCGCUGGACUCGCUGAACUCGCUGGCGAUUGGUGCGAUUCGCUAUGUGAGCUGCACGAUGAUGCGAGCAGGAGAGAGUUUCAAUGAGGAUCCAAAGCGAAAGCAUGUGAUGUACAAGGUGGAAGUGCAGGGAGGCGACGUGGUGUGGAAUGUAUAUUUCCGAUAUACGCAGUUAGAGUAA